AUGACGAAACGCUUUCAAUUCUCUAAAGUGAUUCGCGCAACAUCAAGAAGGGCACUUAGCAUUCACACCCUUUUCAAGAUCGCGCAGGUCAUUGCUAGCUGGAUUAGUUCCAACUACGGUCAUUCCUCCGUCGAGAAAUAUCUUCUUUUCAACGCUAACAAGCAAGCUUUAGCGAUUCCUAGCAACAUCUGCGCGCCAAAGGAACUCAUUACCGAAGCCGGUGAUCAGAAAGAUCAAGGGCAAAUUGACACCGUCAAGCUUGUUCGAGCGCUCAGAAAAACUGGACAUUGCGCUUGUGCGUGGUAUGCUGCCCCAGCUGCGUCGUACCCUAGAGCUCCAGCAGGUUACGCAGCCGCUCCUCCACCUCCUCCAGCUUCAUCGUAUGGAGGAUCUUCUUACGGCGGCGGUGGUGGAGGCUAUUCCGCCCCUAUUGGUGGUGGUGGAGGCUAUUCAGGCCCAGUUGGUGGUGGCGGAGGCUAUUCUGGUCCCGUUGGUGGUGGUUACGGAGGUGCUGCUCCACAGAUCCCAGGCCCUACCCAAGGCGGUGGUCAAUACUCCGACCUUGGCGUUCAAGGUGGAACUAGCUACGGUCAGGGCGGACCAGCGCCUGGUUUGGAUCAAGGACCUGCACCUGGAGGAAGCUACCAACAAACGGCAAACGUAGGACCUACCUUGGUCCAGCCUGCUCCUCAGACUGAGCCUGCUCAGCAAUUUACAUCACAAGAAUCUGCUCCACAAGAACAAGCUCCACAAGAACAAGCUCCACAAGAACAAGCUCCUCAAGAGCAAAUUUCACAAGAACAAGCCCCACAAGAACCUGCUCCACAAGAAGCUGCACCAGAAGAGCCUGCUUCAUUCUCCGCUCCAGCUCCUUCAGGCACAUACGUCAACACUGGCAACACCAAUGAUAUUCAGACUGCACCGGUUGACCAAGGACCCCCACCUCCCCCACCUGCACCCGUCGAUCAAGGGCCCCCA
This is a messenger RNA of Cylicostephanus goldi, 978 nucleotides long. The record is from the annotation of a GenBank genome assembly. Lineage: Eukaryota; Metazoa; Nematoda; Chromadorea; Rhabditida; Strongylidae.